Messenger RNA from Mizuhopecten yessoensis (Yesso scallop), 713 nucleotides. RefSeq lists its product as uncharacterized. The record is from RefSeq and is a predicted model, not a curated record. NCBI's taxonomy places the organism in Eukaryota, Metazoa, Mollusca, Bivalvia, Pectinida, Pectinidae. The coding region runs from base 363 to 713 and encodes 116 amino acids. The transcript is spliced from 4 exons.
CCCAUAUUUUCACAAAAGUUUACUUUAUAUGUGUUUUUUUCUUACGAAGAGAUAAAUUCCAUGGAUAUAAGGAAUACAUUUUCAAACUGAAUGUGCGGAAAUUGCUAUUCGAAAUCACUACAUAAUGCAUCAACAAUGUAAUUAGUAGUCAAAAUGUAAUUACUGUCAACGUAGUUUUCAAAAGCGGAAUAUUAAUAAUGUGGACUAUUUCCCUCAAUGAAGAGAAAACGAAAGUAAUUACGAAGGGACGUUGAAACGUUUUUAUCAUUGAAAUUAUAAAUAUGAUGGCUUUGUCAAUGUAAAGUGUUGAUUCCUACGGAUUUAUCUUACUGACAUUGCGGACGAACGGACGGACGUAUAUCAUGAUUCUGUCCACUGUUGUAAUAUUGCUGGGGUUCCUGGCUGUGUGCGCUCUUUGUGGGACAAACUGCACGAUGAACGACGGCCUCGUGACGUUCUGUGAGAAGGGGUGCUGUGAACAUCAGGAUUACCGCUACUGCUGCCCACUGAACGCCACAACGAUAGCGGAAGUGAUUGUCGGGAGUGCUAUUGGUGUGGGAAUACUAAUCUUCGUCAUCGGAGUGUGCGUCAUCUGCACGCGACGGAAAUCGAACCCUGCAAAUUCUGGGUCUAUAUUCGACGUCAAUGCAGAUUACCAAAGAUUGAUGGAACGAGAUGGAAACGAAUCUAAUUUUCCAAACACGUAUAUGUGA